AGAGAAGACCAGGAGAUUGAGAGGGUACUCCUAUUUGGUGCAGGCAUGAAGGAAGUAAUUGGCAGCAGCUAGGGGAUGGGCAUAAAGCCCUGGCCUUAAGCAACAGCCUUACAUCAAUGGAGGAAGGGCAGGUACUGUUCUCCUUCCCCAGGAAGUGAGAAAAAAUCUACGCUGCAAAGGGAGGAGGUGGAAGAAUAAGACCUCUACCCCUAGGGAAGGGGCAGGAAGCUGUCUUGGACCCAGGAUAUAUGCUGAUAUCAAGCAGAAAUCUGCUACCAUCAUAAGUAGGGCAGGCAACUCCCACCCAAGACCAACCAUGGAUACAAGGCAGAGUGCGGUUGCCACAGGAAGGAGGAGCAAGAACUCUGGAAAGGCUCUCUCUGAGUUCCAGGUACUUGCCAAAGACAAAGGCUGGACCCGGAAAACAGAGUCUCACUACUGCCCUACCCCAAGAAACAACAGUAAAAACGGCAGGCUGCAGCUGGUGGAGGGGCAGCCUGGUAAUACUGGCUAACAGAGAUGGCUGAGAGCACAUCAGGAAGCAGGAACACUGAGGAAAAACCCUCUUGCAACUCAGCCCCCACCCUAAGCACAAGGCAACAAAGAAUUUGAAGUCUGUGGUACAUUGAAGUUCUCGUUCAACUUGGAAAACCAUAUUAUCCUGAACCAAGGGAACAUCUUCAAAAAAUAUUCACACUCUGAAACACCACUGUGUCCAGCAGUUUCACCAAAAGAGACUGAACUUAGAAUAAAGGACAUUAUGGAGAAACUAGACCAGCAGAUCCCACCCAGACCUUUCACCCAUGUGAAUACCACCACAAGUGCCACACACAGCACAGCCACCAUCCUCAACCCUCAAGAUACGUACUGCAGGGGGGAUCAGCUGGACAUCCUUCUGGAGGUGAGGGACCACUUGGGAUGCAGGAAGCAAUAUGGUGGGGAUUUCCUGAGGGCCAGGAUGUACUCCCCAGCACUAAUGGCAGGUGCUUCGGGAAAGGUGACUGACUUCAACAACGGCACCUACCUGGUCAGCUUCACUCUGUUCUGGGAGGGCCAGGUCUCCCUGUCUCUGCUGCUCAUCCACCCCAGUGAAGGGGUAUCAGCUCUCUGGAGGGCAAGGAACCAAGGAUGUGAUAGGAUCAUCUUCAUUGGCCUGUUUGCCAACAGAAGCUCCAAUGUCUUCACUGAAUGUGGCCUGACCCUAAACACAAAUGCUGAACUGUGCCAGUACAUGGAUGACAGAGACCAAGAAGCCUUCUACUGUGUGAGGCCUCAACAUAUGCCCUGUGAGGCCUUGACCCACGUGACCACUAGGACAAGAAAUAUUUCCUAUCUUAGCAAGGAAGAAUGGAGGCUUUUCCACAGGUCCAACAUAGGAGUUGAAAUGAUGAAGAACUUUACCCCCAUUGAGGUCAUACCAUGCAACAAGAGCGAGAACAUAAAAAAGAACUGCCAGAUUGGAAUGAAGACUCCUUUCCCCAGUGGUUAUACUUUGAAAAAAAUGUGGAUUACAGCAUUUUGUAAACAGAUCAAGUUCAUUGAAACAAAAAAUAUAAAUGACUGCUUGGAAAGAAAACUUAUUUAUCUCAUGGGAGAUUCAACACUGCGUCAGUGGAUUUACUACUUACAAAAAGCUGUGAAAACCCUAAAAUAUUUUGAUCAUCAUGGAGCUGGGAUCUUUAAAACACAUGUUCUUCUGGAUGUUGAAAGACAUAUUUUGAUUCAGUGGAAAAAACAUGGUCAUCCAUUUGUUACCAAAAAGUUAUUCUCAGUGAAAGAUGAAAACUAUAUCCCACGGGAAAUUGACCGGGUAGCAGGAGACAAAAACACAGCCAUUGUCAUUACCCUCGGCCAACACUUCAGACCCUUUCCCAUCAACAUUUUCAUCCGUAGGGCCAUCAAUAUUCAAAAGGCCAUUGAACGUCUAUUCUUGCGAAGCCCGGAGACCAAGGUGAUACUUAAAACUGAAAACACCAGAGAGAUACAAGAAAAUGCAGAGAUGUUCAGUGACUUUCAUGGCUAUAUUCAGAAUCUUAUCAUAAGAGAUAUUUUUGUGGAUCUUAAUGUGGGUAUUAUUGAUGCCUGGGACAUGACGAUUGCAUAUUGCACCAACAAUGCCCAUCCACCGGAUUAUGUGAUUCAAAAUCAGAUUGGCAUGUUCUUAAACUACAUUUGUUAGAGGAAAAAUACAAAAAUAGCACUAGCCACUUUCUAUAGAUGAUCUCACAUAUACAGCGAAGAUAGUUUAAUGCAAUCCAAGUUUUGAGGAAACUAAAUUUGAAAAAGUUUUAUUAAAGUUAAAUAUAUGUAACAUAACAUUUACCAUUUAAGCCAUUUUAUUAUUUUAUUUUAUUUUUGAGAUAGAGUUUUGCUCCUGUUGCCCAGACUGGAGUGCAAUGAUGUGAUCUUGGGUUACUGCAACCUCCACCUCCAAGGUUCAAGUGAUUCUCUUGCCUCAGCCUCCCAAGUAGCUGGGAUUACAGGUGCCCACCACCAUGCCCAGCUGAUUUUUGUAUUUUUUAGUAGAGAUGGGGUUUCACUAUCUGGUUGGCCAGGCUGGUCUCGAACUCCUGACCUUAGGUGAUCUGCCCACCUCGGCCUCCCAAAGUGCUGGGAUUACAGGCGUGAGCCACCAUGCCUUAUUAUUUUAUUUUAUUUUUUGAGACAGUCUCACUCUGUCACCAAGAUUGGAGUGCAGUGGCAUGAUCUCAGCUCAUUGCAACCUCUGCCUCCCGGGUUCAAGCGAUUCUCCUGACUCAGCCUCCCACGUAGCUGGGAUCACCAGCGUGCAGCACCACACCCGGCUAUAAACCAUUUUUAAGUGUACAAUUCAGUGAUAUUAAGUAAUUUACAAUGUUGUGAAACCCUCAUCAUGAUCCAUCUCUGGCACAUUUUUAACAUUCCAAAAAGAAACUUGGUACCUAUUAAACAAUAACUCCCCAUUCGCUCCUGUCCUUGGCCCAUGGCAACCGCCAUUGUAUUUUCUGUCCUUCUGAAUUUGACUAUUUUAGGUAGCUCAUAUAAGUGGCAACAUGCAGCAUUUGUCCUUUUCUGUCUGGCGUAUUUCACUUAGCAUAUGUCUUUAAGGUUCAUCCACAUUGUAGCAUUUGUCCGAAUUUUCCUUCAUUUUUAAGACUGAAUAAUAUUCCGUUGUAAGUAUGUACUACAUUUUGUUUAUCCAUUCAUUUGUUGAUCGACAUUUGGGUUGUUUCCCCUUUUGGCUACUGUAAAUAGUGCUUCUAGGAAGAGAAAACCAAAUUUAAAGGCAUGUCUCCAGUGCUGAGCAUGAUGAUUGAAUAGCAAAUCAUCAUCACCCAUAAUUUGAAGACAUGUGCAGCCCAGAAAUGCAUAGAUUAAAUGAUUCAAGUUUAGAGAAAAUGUGAUGUAUACAGGAAACUUAGUGGGAUCAUAAUAGCAGUCUUCUUGCUUAGGAAAAUUAUUUGGAACUUAGUAACCAGUUGUUCUCUAGAUUCCAGUAAGAAUCAUGGAUCAUACUUCAAAACCCACAGGCUCAUUGAGAGAAAACAACUUAGUAUUAUGUUAACGUACAGACCCCAAAACCCUGAUUCUUGGAUAUCCUAAAAUAUGAUUUGGGAUCCCCUCCAGAGGGCCUCAAAUGACAAAUUUUGUCUCUAAAUCUUCCUCUCAUUAGAAAGAUAUACACCCUUUCUAUUAAUAUACUCUAGGUCUCAAGAGUGGGAAUAUUGUUAUUAAGGAUACUUCCCCUCUUAGGACUGUGUUUCUUAGUUAGAGGAAGUGAAGUUAUAAUGCUGUAACAUCAGUACAAAGUUUGGGUCAUCAGGAGGUGGAGGUUGCAGUGAGCCAAGAUUGCGCCACCACACUCCAGCCUGGGUGACAGAGCGAGACUCCAUCUC
Pan troglodytes (chimpanzee) is the source of this 3875-nucleotide messenger RNA. It is a transcript of the gene NXPE2, whose product is annotated as neurexophilin and PC-esterase domain family member 2. Lineage: Eukaryota; Metazoa; Chordata; Mammalia; Primates; Hominidae. Bases 761 to 2179 code for a protein of 472 amino acids. The transcript is spliced from 5 exons. The record is from RefSeq and is a predicted model, not a curated record.